This is a messenger RNA of Cryptomeria japonica (Japanese cedar), 765 nucleotides long. RefSeq lists its product as uncharacterized. NCBI's taxonomy places the organism in Eukaryota, Viridiplantae, Streptophyta, Pinopsida, Cupressales, Cupressaceae. The transcript has a single exon. The record is from RefSeq and is a predicted model, not a curated record. Bases 1 to 765 code for a protein of 254 amino acids.
AUGGAUCUUUUUAAAUUUUACAACAACCAGAGUCUGGAUGAUAUUGAGCUCCAUGGAGCCAAGUUUACCUGGACGAAUAAAAGGAUAAGAGAGGAUCUCAUUCAAGUCAGACUUGAUAGAGCCCUCAUCUCUAACGAGUGGUUUAACCAUUAUCAAUGCUCCCUCUUAGCUAUCUCUAGAAUAGGCUCUGAUCAUUUCCCUGUGAUUUUUGUUGCUGAUAACACUAUUGCUAAAAGAAAUUUCAUGUUCAGGUUUGAAAGGAUGUGGCUAGAUCACCCUAACCUUGUGCAGAGCAUUGAGAAGUGGUGGUCUAUUGAUGUUAAAGGUACUGCUUUGUAUAGAAUUGCCAAAAAAUUAAGAAAUGUGAAGGACAAUAUUAAAAAAUGGAAUAAGGAGGUUUUUGGAGAUCUAUUUUCUGUAAAGACCAAGACCCAGAUGGAACUCAAGGAAAUGCAAGAUAAAAUACAAAUGAGUGGAUACAAUGAAGUCUCAAUUAGUGAGGAAAAUGAAGUGCUGGUGAAGUACCACAAGAUUAUCAGAAGAGAGGAAGAAUUUUGGAAACAAAGGUCUAGAUCCCUAUGGCUUAAAGUUGGGGACAUAAAUACUAGAUUUUUCCACAUGACCAUGAUGAAACACAAGGCUGCUAAUAGCAUCUCGAAGCUUAAAAUUGGAGGAACUGAAAUGAGGAAGGAUGAUGAGAUUGAAGAGGAGGCAAGGAACUUCUUUACUUCACUUCUUUUUGCAGACUCUGGUCUGGAUGGUUAG